AUGGAGGAUUACCAGCCGAUGAAGUUCGAUUUUCCUGAUGAAGACGUGUUGUUUCUCAAUGAAUAUUACAGCCAACAAGACCUAGAUGAAGGCCCAGAACCAGGAUCGCGAUGGAUGCUCGUGUUCGACGGUGCUUCAAAUGCUUUAGGAAACGGUGUGGGAGCUGUCAUUACCUCUCCCACAAGUUUUCACAUUCCUUUCACUGCCAUAAUCUGUUUUGAUUGCACCAAUAACAUGGCUGAAUAUGAAGCUUGCAUCUAUGGGAUUGAAGCCACUAUUGAUUUAAGAAUCAAACAUCUUGAGGUAUAUGGGGAUUCUGCCUUGGUCAUUAUCCAAAUUAAUUGGUAUUGGGAAACUCGUCAUCCAAAUCUGAUUCCGUACCGAGAACAUGUGAUGAAAUUGAUUCCAUACUUUAAAGAGAUCACAUUCAACAAUAUCCCAAGAGAAGAGAAUCAUUUAGCAUACGCGCUAGCCACUCUAGCGUCAAUGUUCAAAGUCAAAUGGGCAAAUGAAGCCCCUUCCAUCAACAUUAUGAGAUUGGAUGAGCCAACCUUUUUUUAUAAUAAUGACAAAGUUCUGGAUGAUAAGCCUGGGUUAUAUGAUAUCAAGAGAUACCUGGAGAUACAAGAAUACCCAGAGGAUGUUGUAGCGGUAAAUUCAUGA
Molecule: messenger RNA, 663 nt
Organism: Lathyrus oleraceus (garden pea)
Lineage: Eukaryota; Viridiplantae; Streptophyta; Magnoliopsida; Fabales; Fabaceae
Exons: 1
Coding region: 1-663 (220 amino acids)
Molecular function (GO): nucleic acid binding; RNA-DNA hybrid ribonuclease activity
Source: RefSeq, a predicted model, not a curated record